CCGCCGAGUUUAAAAGGAAAGUGCCAAUAUUGAAAUAAUACUUAAAGCGUAAUUACUUCAUUUUUGUUGGAUUUUCAGUGUGAAACUUGCAGAUUCAGAUUUAAUUAAAUUUUACUUCAAAUUAUUUGUUUAACCCGUAUGUUUUGCUUUGCAAAUCUAUCGGUGGAUAUUAAACUGUACGAUAUAAAUAUAAAAACAGACGGCUCACAUCUUCACUAAAUCAGUAUUUACGUUUUUUUCUGUCGGAUAGAAGGGAUAAACACAGAGUUCUAGAUUUAUUUGAGGGUGCUAUUUAUACAUAUGGAUAUAAAAUUAGUGGAUACAAUAUCGAACAACACGUUUUUCGUUGACAUUUGUUUUUUGAUUAAUACAGACAUUGAAUGAAGUAAAUAAUGACACGGAUUUUUUUUAAUGAUCUAUAGGAAUUGGCAUUUUAGACACAAAUGUAUAAAUUGCAGAGGGAGUGAUUAAAAUCCACAUAAAUCUUAACAAUCCGUACGACAUGUUUGACGGUUAACCCUUGCGAGCAACCACAGCGCAACAAUCAUUUGAAAUAAGUGCGUUAAACAUAUCCGUGGGUGUAGGCAUAAUUAUGUUUAUAUAAAAUGUAAACAAACUAUACGAACAUGCGGGAUUUUCAGACACAGAAUUGCGUCACCUGGCAAACUCUGACAUUCUGGUCUAUAAGUCUGGCUGCGCUGAGCUGGUCGGCAUCGGCGGUGGAGGAUACUCGUGUUCCGCUGAAGAUAUCCUUCCUUACUUCCGCCGGCGACUCUAAAGGAUCCAAGACAUUCGCCGGCGCGUUCUUUAGUGCCCUGGACUUUGUGAACCAGAACAAGUCACUGCUGCCCGGUUACAGACUGGAAUGCCUUUUUAACGACACAGACCGAAACUCCCUGAAUGCCAUUAACGCAAUGACGUCACACUACGGGAACGAGAUUCUCGCGUUCAUCGGGCCUGACGAGUCGUGUCUCUGUGAGUCGACGGUGGCGGCGGCAUGGAACCUUCCCAUGAUCGGUUACAAAUGCCACGACUCCAAGAGCUGGAGUGAGGAAGACAUACAGACACGGCGGACAUUUGCUACAACCCAGCCCUCCACAGCCAAGGUGUCUAAGUCAAUACUCGCCAUCCUGCAGUACCACCAGUGGAACAGGGUGACCUUGGUUGUGGGUGCGAGCUCUAUCUGGAACGAGACAGCCCAGAGCCUGAGGACGCUCAUGAAGGACCACAACAUUCGGUUGCUUGACGCCAUAUAUUUCCCGGAACCUUACGCUUCCGGAGAGGAAAUGUAUCACAUUGUGGAAAAGUCAUACCGAGUGACGCGCAUAUACGUGUUUCUGGGUGACCACCACGGCCUGAUUGACUUCAGUCGUCUGCUUAAGGCGCACGUGAAGGACCGGAUAUCCGAGUACGUCGUCAUCGCCGUGGACGAACGCAUGUACACCGAGGACCCGCACUCCUAUCUCCUCAAAACACCAUUCGAAUCCAAAGACGACUUGAACACGUAUCAAGUACAGUCGUUCGAGACGGUCCUACUGCUGGUCCCUCGUCCGCCCCUUAAUGACGACUGGGACCACUUCCUAGAUGACGUCAGACGCAGGAACACUGAGCCACCAAUUAACGGCUUCGCACAGGUCUACAAAGGAUCCGCGAUUAAGGUUCCAAUCUACGCCGCCUUCCUGUACGACGCUGUGCACACGUACGCACUAGCCCUGCAUGAGACGCUCACAUCCGGGGGCGACAUGCGCAACGGCACGGCGCUCAUAGCUCAUAUCCGCAAUACCACAUAUACAAGUAUCCUAGGCUACGACGUCUACAUCGACCGCCAGGGGGACGCGGAGGGCAACUACACGCUCCUCACUUUCGACGUCCACCAACCUGACUCCCAGGUAGAGCUACUUCAGGUUGGCAACUUCCGGAUGACCCAAGGUGGCGUCGGCAUACCCGAGUUGAACCUGUUCCGGGAUAUAAAGUGGAGGAACGGCGGCCCGCCUCGAGACGAGCCAACGUGCGGCUUUCACGGAGAGAAGUGCAAACACAAGUCACCGCUUUGGACGAUUCUGUCCGUUGUCAUAGCAAUAACGGUCAUUGUCGGGAUAACAGCCGGCUUUGGUGUGAGACACUACAUGUACGAGCAGAAGCUGGCCCGUCUGCUGUGGAAGGUUGACUUCAAGGACAUCGCUCCGCUUGUGCAGUCCGUGGAUGAGAACCUCUUACCGCCUAACAUGAAGAAGAGGAAACGGUCCAAGAGCCAUCCGUUCAAGUUCAUAUUUUCCCACGAUAACGAGUCGGAGCGAACCACGCUGCUUGGAGAGGAAGUCAAGCGGGACAGCUCGUUCAGCAGCGCCAGGGCUCAGCGCUGCCUAAUCGGCUACUACAAAGGCACCGUGGUGUCAAUCAAGCACAUCGCGAGGCGCCACGUUGAGAUCGACCGAGAUCUCAAGAAGCAGUUGCAGCUUCGCAAAGAGCUCAACCAUGACAACGUGGCUCGCUUCAUCGGCGCAUGCGUGGAGUCCCCGCACGUGUACAUCCUGACCCAGUUCUGUCAGAGGGGCAGCUUACAAGACAUUCUGAAUAAUGAAGAUUUCAGUUUGGAUGAUAUGUUCGUAUCCUCUCUGGUGUCCGACCUUAUCAAAGGUAUGACGUUCAUCCACGACAGCGAGAUCCAUUACCAUGGCAACCUGAAGACCAGCAACUGCCUAGUGGACGCACGUUGGGUUCUUAUGGUAACGGACUUCGGACUGCACAGGCUAGGAAACGGGCGCGCUAGCAGCUCCCCGGACCCACAAAACUAUUACGAAACUAUAGUGUGGCACGCACCGGAAGUACUCAGAGGCACGAGCCGAGAGUCUGUGGGCACGCAGAAGGCGGAUGUGUACGCGUUCGCGCUCAUCCUGUACGCGCUGUUAGGCCGGAAGGGACCGUGGGGAGACACCGAGUAUUCCAGCAAAGAAAUCAUUGAGCUACUACGGAGCGAGAGUUCCUCGAUCAGACCGGAUAUGGCAAGCCUGGCGUGCGAGUCAUACAUAAGCGACUGCAUCCGGGACUGCUGGGCGGAGGAUCCGGAUAUGAGACCAACCUUCAAGGACAUCCGCGUGAAACUGAAGCCGAUGUUACAGGGAAUCAAGUCAAACAUAUUGGACAACAUGCUGUACAUGAUGGAGCGAUACUCCAAUAACCUGGAGAGUCUGGUCGCUGACCGCACAGAGUUGUUGUUCGAAGAGAAAAAGAUGACGGAGAAUCUGCUGCUUAGGAUGUUGCCAAGGUUCGUUGCUGAGCGGCUGAAGAAAGGUGAGCCGGUGGUGCCGGAAGUGUACGACAGCGUCUCCAUCUACUUCUCGGACAUCGUGGGCUUCACCGCCCUGUCAGCGGAGAGCACCCCUAUGGAGGUCGUCUGCAUGCUAAACGAUCUGUACACGUGCUUCGACGCCAUCGUGGAGAACUUUGACGUCUACAAGAUUGAGACGAUUGGUGACGCGUAUUUUGUCGUGAGUGGUCUGCCCUUGCGAAACGACGACCUGCAUGCGGGCGAGAUAGCGUCUAUGUCACUGCGCAUGCUCCAGGAAAUAAAACGCUUCAAGAUACGUCACAGACCUAACGACACGCUCAAGUUGCGGAUCGGUCUGCAUUCGGGUCCCUGCGUCGCCGGUGUGGUGGGCCUGAAGAUGCCGCGCUACACGCUGUUUGGUGACACCGUGAACACAGCGUCCCGUAUGGAGUCCACGGGAGUGCCCCUGAAGAUCCACUGCAGUGAGACUAUCACGUGUCUGCUAAGGAAGCUGGGAGGCUACCAACUCACUGAGCGAGGCCUCGUCAACGCCAAGGGCAAAGGCGAGAUGCUGACCUUUUUCCUUGAGGGUGAGGACGAAUCUCACCGGCAGAGGCGCAUCUCUCACAGCCGCCUUUCCGGUAAAAUCACGCCCAAUGGUGACCUCAAUCCAGCGGGCGAGAUCUUUGGCGCGCCUAUCAUCCAUCCACGAUAUUGGACCAAUGGAUUCACUAACAGCUCAUGUGACCUCUCCCCGGUAUUUCCGAACUACAAUCACAACAUUCCAAUUAUAGAGAACUGUGAUAGCCCCGAGGACAAUGUGUUUGACAAAUCUUUCAAUGCGCAUGACGCUCCCUCUCCUCCCUCUCAGAAAGGUAUGCAGCGGAGCGGUUCCACGCAGCAUCCUCAUGCUCUAAACUCAACAUGCAACUCAAAACUUCAGGAUCUAUUGACCGGCAACCAGUCGGCCAAACGCCCGACCAGACUUGGGAGACAGAUAUCGGAUUCGGUCGACGGUCAACAAAAUUCAGAACCCUUGAAUAAAAUAACGUUGGGACUUCUGCAUAGAAAUUUAUCAGUCCCAUCGUACAUGAUUGCAGAGGACAGCGUUUGACAGGGAGGCGACAACCCCGACACAUUGUUUCUGAAACCCUAUAACAUCCGCAGUUGCUCUUCGGGUCUCGUGACGAUUAUAACACCACGUCAUAAUGCUAAUUGUUAGAGAACCUGAUUUAACUGGCGUAUGGUUGUCUAAGAUGAAAAUAAUUGCUCACGACUCGGAGCCAGCAUCCACGAGUACGAGGAAUACCAUUGAAAAUGUGUUGCCUCCAACCUCACACUGUCGAAAACAUGCGAUAAUUAAUAAAACUCUAAUACUUGAUACAUUAUAGCAUCAUUCUUGGAAAAUGGGGUUUAAUGCAUAGAUCAUUCUUUGGAAAAUGGGGUUUAAUGCAUGUGUGUUUGGUGUCGUUCCACAGGCUUAUCAGUACGACACUUUACGCGUUCAUCGUAUUUAUCAUUUAAAGAAAAUCUAUUAUUAGCGACAAUCAAAGUAAGGCAGAAUCUAAUGUCGCUGAUAAGCCUGUGCGGGCCAAACAAUACCAAUGUAAGUGUAAACUUAUGUCAUCAGUUUUAAAGAAAAGUGCAAUAGCUUACUAGUAUGCACAGCAUGUUAAAACAAUAUAUAAUGCAACUGCAUCAGCUUUUCGCUUCCGGAAAGCAGAUCAAAUUAUGUUGUUAUUUGUUUAUUAGGUUGUUAUAUUAUAAAAAAUACAUGUUAGGACACAUACAUAUAGGAUCUGGCAAGAGUUGUCAUAUCAUACCAUAUUUUAUUAAACGAGUUCAGGAAUUGUGUUAGUAAGCGAGCCUUUGACGAGUUUAAUAAAAUAUUGUAUGAAAUGACAACGAGUGUCAGAUCUUUUUCAUCACAUUUACGCAAACAUAAUUACCAAUCCCGAAUAUUGUUGCAACGUCAUUUCAGCAAAAUAACAAAAUGCGAUUGGUCAAUCGAACGAAAACUAAGCCAAUAAAAUGCUUUAAAAGUAAAUUACACAUGUGUAAGAUAAAAAUAUUCGUAAUGGUUAUAUUACAUGGGAAACUGGGUAUGGCAUGUGAUAAAUAUAGGAUCUGGCAUGAGUUGUCAUAUCAUACCAUAUUUUAGUGUCAGAUCUUUUUAUCACUUGCUUUUAAAUGAGCAAAUUAAAUAAAUAUUUACGCAAACAUAAUGUUAAAACCCGAAUGUUGUUUACAUUUCGUGACGUCAGCAAAGUAACACAAUGCGAUUGGUCAAUAAACGAAAACUAAGCCAAUGAAAGCGAUUAAAAAGUAUAUUACACAUGUGUAAGAUAUAGAGAAUAUUUGUUGGAUUUGAUGGAAUAUCGAUUUUAUUCCUCGAGUGAUCAUAUAAAAUAAUUUUAUUUUAUGCUUUUUUCACUGUUUAUUUUCAUUGUAGAAGAGUUUAACUGGAUAAUUUUGCUGGAUUUAUGACGUCAUUUCGUAAAAAAAACGUCAUUUCACAGAAAAACAGUGAAAAAUAUCGUUAUUUUUCACUGAUAUUUUUCACUAUUUUAAAUAGUGAAAAAUCAGUUUUAUUUCACUGAUAUUUCUCUAUAAACCACCACCAGAAAGCAUAAAAAAUAUUCGUAAUGGUUUUAUUACAUAGGAAACAAGGUAUGGCAUGUCAUAAAGUAGUUUAUUUAAAUGUGCAUACUGUUCUCAUAUUUAUCAUGAGUGUUUUGUAUAUAUAUAUAUAUAUAUAUAUAUAUAUAUAUAUA
This is a messenger RNA of Dreissena polymorpha, 6042 nucleotides long. Its product is annotated as guanylate cyclase 32E-like. The coding region runs from base 627 to 4382 and encodes 1251 amino acids. NCBI's taxonomy places the organism in Eukaryota, Metazoa, Mollusca, Bivalvia, Myida, Dreissenidae. The record is from RefSeq and is a predicted model, not a curated record. Gene Ontology annotation, molecular function: guanylate cyclase activity; peptide receptor activity; protein kinase activity. The transcript is spliced from 21 exons. Gene Ontology annotation, biological process: protein phosphorylation; intracellular signal transduction; receptor guanylyl cyclase signaling pathway.